Styela clava is the source of this 1558-nucleotide messenger RNA. The record is from RefSeq and is a predicted model, not a curated record. NCBI's taxonomy places the organism in Eukaryota, Metazoa, Chordata, Ascidiacea, Stolidobranchia, Styelidae.
AACAGAUAUGGCGAUAUUGCCUGGUAUAAUGCACGUAAAUCCAUUGCCUCUAGGCGAAUAACAACCAUUCUUAGUUAAUAUGUCUACGCUUCUUAAUGAUCGAUUAACAAUUUUUCAGACUAACUCAGUUCGCAUUUAGUUUUGUUCAAUUUAGAAAUGGGACAACCUGAAUCACGACCAACUCAUAGAAGGACAACUGGUAAAUUUGAAAACACGAAUAACAAAGGUUUGCGCCUUCCAAUCGGUCUGAAAUUUGAAGGUUCAACUUCUUAUAGCAACGGCUUGAUGCAAAUGCUAUAUUUUAUACCAAAACUUCGAAAUGCAGUAUACAUUGUUGCAAAUGAAAAAAAUCCAGAUAAGAAAGUAUCCUCCAUGCUUGAAGAAUUGUUUCGAAAAAUGGAUGACAGUAAAGGUCCGGUAGGUACAAGCAAACUCAAAGAAAUAUACAAAUGGGAAACUUUUGAAAAUGAUAUAGGUUUGGACGGUUUCGGUUUACUUUAUUUUAUUUUACCAACUCUCGAAGAAGAAAUGAAAGGCACAAGUGUUCAAGAUGUAAUUCCGUCUAUGUUUGAGGGAGAAUUGCUUAACUAUAUACGUUGUUUCGAUGUGGAGUUUACAAAACAGUGGAAAGAAAAGUUCCAUGCCUUGCACUUACAUAAUAGUAAAGGGUUGAUUGAUUCACUUCAUAAGUUUAUUGAACCCGAAAUUCAGGAUGGAGAACACAAAGUACGAACCGACAUCCACGGAUUACAAGAAGGAGAAAGGGGAGUAAAACUGCUUACACUGAGUCCAAUUUUAUGUUUGUAUUCGGAGAGAUAUCGAAAAAAGUUUUUGGAACCAUACGAAUUUUCGAGAAAACUAGAACUUGAUGAAUUUUUGGACAUACCAGAUCCUAACGACAAGGCAACAUAUGUGCUACAUUCUUUACUUAUUCACAGGUGCAAACUCGAUGGUGAAAACAGUGAUGGCAACUAUCAUGCAUUUAUUGAUCCAAAAUGUGAUGGCAACUGGUUUGUUUUUGAUCAUGAAUUAGUAGAGAAGUCUGCUGAAGAAGAGAUGCUUCGAGAAGGAUUUGGUGGGGUAAUUGAUGGCCAGUUAUACCGUCCAUACUUCUUCUUUUAUAUUCGAGAAAGCAAGAUAAACGAAAUUCUAUUGGGAUAAAGAGUAUACAUUGAAAACUCAGGGAAUAUAAAAGAGCCGUUUUGUGCUUAUCUGUCGCUAGAAAUAUGCUGCACCCAAAGAGAUGCCACGCGAUGCCAAACUAUAUUAAAAAGAUGAUGAAAAAUUUGGUUGCGAUUUGGAUAUUCCUAAUUGGAUGGAUUUACAAGAUUGUAAUCUUAUAACAUAUUCUUUGAACUUGUUGACUGACUUAUUAUGAGGUACAGUAUAAGUGACAUGUCAGGGAUUCAAAUAUUAAAAAUAUAUAUACAUUAUGUGGAAUUUCCGUUUAUCUGAUCGAAUUGCCAAGAUACCGCCACAAGCAUUAGCAGAGGGUGGUAGCGGAAGUAAUCAUACGAAAUAUAUAUUUCAGUAUUAUAUUGCAGUACUAAAUACUACA